Molecule: messenger RNA, 2923 nt
Organism: Mus caroli (Ryukyu mouse)
Lineage: Eukaryota; Metazoa; Chordata; Mammalia; Rodentia; Muridae
Product: putative sperm motility kinase W
Biological process (GO): protein phosphorylation; intracellular signal transduction; microtubule cytoskeleton organization
Cellular component (GO): cytoplasm
Molecular function (GO): ATP binding; tau-protein kinase activity
Source: RefSeq, a predicted model, not a curated record
GCCGGUUUUGGUAACCUGUGGGACUCCUUCGUAGCAGUCUAGUUUGUCAGUUGUCGGGCUGUUGUACCUUACAACCUGUGUGCACCAGAGCACAGGGAUCACUUAGCCUCAUGGCCAGCAACUCUAAAAAGAAGGAUGUUGGAAGUCAGUACGAGGUGCUUUUCACUCUUGGCCAUGGUUCAUUUGGCACCGUGAAACUGGCCUGUCACUUGAAAACCAAGGCACUGGUUGCCAUAAAAAUGGUAGAGCUCAGCAAGAAGAACAUCAGGGGAAUCCGUGCAGAGAUAACCACAUUAGAGAAACUACAGCAUCCUAACAUCAUCUGCCUCUUCCAGGUGCUGGUAACAUCUAAGCACAUUAAUAUCGUUACUGAAUAUAUUCCAGGAGGAAACUUGUUUGACAUCAUAAAGGAGGAUGGCCCAAUGCAUGAGGAAGAGGCAAGCAGAAUAUUUGGGCAGGUAGUGUCAGCUUUAAAAUACUGCCACAACCAGGAUAUUGUCCAUCAGGACAUAAAAGCACAGAAUAUCCUGAGGGAUGAGGAUGGGAAUGUCAAAAUUAUAGACUUUGGCCUGGCCAUUAGAUGUAGAUCUGGCAGGUUACUGAAACGGCAGUGUGGGACCAAGAGCUGUUUUGCCCCAGAGCUCGUACUACAGGAGCCAUAUGAUGGCAAGAAGGCAGAUGUGUGGAGUUUGGGCGUACUACUUUAUUUUAUCACCACCGGGUACUACCCCUUCAGAGGAAGCACCAUGAAAGAGAUGGAGGAAAAGAUAGCUACGGGGACCUAUGACAUUCCAACUCAUAUCUCUGGACAACUUGAAAACCUAAUACACCAGAUCCUCACAGUUCCCCCAGAGAUGAGGCCCUCCAUUGAAGAUAUUGAGAAACAUCCAUGGGUCAAGAAAACUGAGGUAAAUAACCCAACUGUGACCGAUCCAGAUUAUAACAUCAUUGAAAUGCUCUGUGGCAUGGGAUUUGAUGCUAAUGAGAUCUUAGAAUCCCUGCAAAGAAAAAAAUAUAAUGAAUCAAUGGGGGCAUACUUGAUUCUAAAAGCACAGGUAGACAAGGGGCUUGAGCACACAUCUACCAUCUCAGCCAAGCCUGUGGAUCGGUGCCCUACACCACCCCCUUCACCACCAGCACAUCCCUCUAUCUCUAGUCGUCUCCUAAAGAGAAGGGCCAGUGAGCCCAACUUUAGCCUCCUCCACAUCCAGCCGUCAGGAGAACACAGGCCUGUUUCCCUGGCACUAUCAGGACACAAGGUGGCCAGAAGUGUCUCCAUGCCACCCAUUUCUCUACACUAUCCUGAGAAAAAAACCAACAGUUCUAGCUUUGCCCUCCAUUCUGGAGCUGUGGCUGCUCCAUCUGUCGGCAACAGCAUAUUGGAGGAUGAAUUGCCUGUGCCACCUGAUCAAGAGUGUGACAUGGGUGCUUGCUUCGGCAGCACAUAUACUAAACAGUGUGACAUGAAAACACCAUCUCCCCCUCAGAAGAUGAGCCGCUUCAAGAGAAUGUGCAAGAGAAUCAGGGCUUGCCUGUCACAACUCUGCUGUAUCCCGCGGGCUCCCAAUACAAAAAAGAAGCAUACAUCCUCCAAUAAAAUAGCUCCCUGAAAGCAGCAAGAGGCAGAACCUGAUGAAAAGGUCCUUUUCCAGGUGUGGAGCCCAUCCCUCCAAGAAAGGUUAGGGACUGCUCAGGCUUUCAUGCCAUUUUCCUUCUGCUAACCUGCACUACUUUGAGUAGGUCCAAUUCAGUGCUACUAUGGAUCACUAACAGAACUUCACAGUCCUACCUCCCAGAAGAUGAGUCACAGUGUUGCACUUUGCAUGACUCUUUAUAUGAGGCACUCAGAAGUUCAAAGCAAAUCCAAAAGCCAAUAGAUCACCGUUAAUGUGGUCUUCCCUUAGAGACAGAACUGAAAUUCACCAUGGACCUCAUCUUUUAGAUGCAGAGUCCAUCCCAACAUUUAUCAUCAUGAAUAAACCUUCCAAGCAGCUCUGAGAAUCCAGUUUACAGAAAAUGUGACAUCAGUGGAUGGCAAUAACAUCUCUGGGGCCUCAGAAGCCAAUCUUGGUGGAGGAUGGAGCAAUGUCAGUCAAUGGAUCAAUGAGUCUCUGCUGGUCAAGAUGAGCUGCUUCCAGGCAAAUUUUAUCAAAAUGUAAUAAGAUGAUCUUGACUCUUUGACUGUUAAGUAAGUGUUCAAAAUGGUUCUUGGACACCCCAUUUGCACAAUGGAGGUAAGAAGUCUACUGAAGUCUUUUGGGGCUUUUGGAUCAUGCUUGUGUAUUUAGCAAGGGACUGCUGUGAGAGGACAUUUCUGGACAGUGGCAUAUCUACAGUGUCUCACCAUUUCUUCAUGAUGCUCCCAUGAGUCUUGGAAAUGGAGAACACACACUGGCAUUAAAAUGUAACCUCCGAUGUAUGAAUUUAGGGCUGUGCACAGCAGAAGUAACAUUUGGACAUUUUUUUCAGCUAUGAAGGAAGAACCAUUUGGCCAUCAUCUUCACCCCUGGAUGUGUUUAUAUAUGCCCAUGAACUGUUGAGUCUCCAGGGAAAAACUUUUCUUGGGAUCAAUGCAGGAUGUAUGUGUGGAUCUCUUUGCUUGUCUUCUGUACAUGAAUGAUACAGAUUCAGCCUCUUAAUACUGAACAGAUUAUUCUAGCUGAUGACCCAGGCUUGGAAGAUGGACUGAAGCCAUGAAGCCUGGCCACUGUAAGGAUGAAUCCCAUCUUGAUGAAAUACUUGAAAAACAUCUAUGCACAAGAUAAAAGUACCAGGACCAAAGGCAUCCCAGGAUACAAAGAGCCUGACAGACUCAGGUCAGGGGUUACCUCUGAGUCCUAGAAGAGGAAGAAGGCCUCACUCCACAGAAGCAGCCUCUUGCUGAUGCUGUUGCAAGCAGUACUAUGAUUGUGAAAUUUGUGAC